Molecule: messenger RNA, 923 nt
Organism: Otolemur garnettii (small-eared galago)
Lineage: Eukaryota; Metazoa; Chordata; Mammalia; Primates; Galagidae
Gene: PPP1R35
Product: protein phosphatase 1 regulatory subunit 35
Exons: 4
Coding region: 51-842 (263 amino acids)
Biological process (GO): negative regulation of phosphatase activity
Molecular function (GO): phosphatase binding
Source: RefSeq, a predicted model, not a curated record
GCCAACCUGAGCUGAGUAGCUAACCUGCGACUCCCGCCGCAACUCCAAAGAUGAUGGACUAUGGGGAGUCAGAGCUGGAGUCCAUAGAAGGGGAAGAGGCCGUGGCGGUCCCAGGGCCACCCCCAGAACCCCGAGCCCAGGAACCCCGAGCCCCGGUGCCUGAACCCGGCCUGGAUCUGAGCCUGAGCUCGCGGCCCGAGAGCCCAGAGCCGCGAAACUGCAGCUCUGGGCAGCGGAAGGGGCGGGGGGAGCGGCGAGGCGGGGCUCGGAAGAGGCGGCAGGUCCGUUUCCGCCUGGCGCCGCCUUCCCCAGUUCGGUCUGAGCCGCUAUCGGCAGCCGCUACACCGAGCGACAAGCUUGCGGCGCCGCAGGAGCUGGAGGUGCCCGCGGUACAGAGCAGCUUGGCCUUGAGCCUUGAACUGCAGGCCGCGCGGGCUGCAGCCGGGAACCAGUUUGAUGCUGCGAAGGCCGUGGAGGAACAGCUGAGAAAGUCGUUCCAGAUCCGCUGCGGACUGGAGGAGAACGUGUCUGAGGGGCUCAACGUACCGCGGUCCAAGCGCCUCUUCCGGGACCUGGUGAGCCUGCAGGUGCCGGAGGAACACGUUCUGAACGCUGCGCUGAGGGAAAAAUUGGCUCUCCUCCCGCAGGCCCGACCUUGGCCUCCAAAGGAGCCACCUGGGCCAGGCCCAGACAUGACCAUCUUGUGUGACCCAGACACACUGUUUUAUGAAUCACCACACCUGGCCCUGGAUGGUCUUCCCCGUCUCCGGCUUCAGCUCCGGCCCCGACCUUCAGAGAACACCUUCCUCAUGCAUCGGACACUAAGGCGAUGGGAAGCUUAGAACUCAAAGCUCUCUGGAUGGGUAGCACUUAUUUUUGUGUGUUAAAAUAAUUUUUCAAAAUAAAGUAAUUUUGCUAACAAA